Cyanidioschyzon merolae strain 10D is the source of this 1233-nucleotide messenger RNA. RefSeq lists its product as hypothetical. Gene Ontology annotation, biological process: vesicle-mediated transport. Gene Ontology annotation, molecular function: small GTPase binding. Bases 1 to 1233 code for a protein of 410 amino acids. The transcript has a single exon. Gene Ontology annotation, cellular component: membrane; Golgi apparatus. The record is from RefSeq and is a predicted model, not a curated record. Lineage: Eukaryota; Rhodophyta; Bangiophyceae; Cyanidiales; Cyanidiaceae.
AUGCAACCAGGCACCGAAGAUGAUCCGCUUCCGUACUCUGAAGCAGUAGUUGAGCCACUUACUCUAGAGUAUGAAGCUCCAGAGCACGACACUAUGCUGGGAAACGGAGAAGCGGCGCGAGCGGGCAGUGCGGGAACCCCAAGCCGCCCAGCGCAUCCCGAGGAUGCAGUCAGUUUUCGUUUUGAUCCCAAAGUUUGGGAGCAGGUGCACCUGAAGGAUGAGAGCAACUUGAUUUUUUACGAGGGCGGCCUCGACGACGAAAACGACGGCACAGCUGGAGGUUUCGACGAGAUUCAGGAGCAGUUUCGGGAAUCCGAGGAAAUACAGGCCUCUGGGGCGCAUACUCAGUCAAACUCGGCGGAGCACAGUUGUAUGAGCGCGCCGUUCUACUUCUUAUGGGGUAUAAUGCUACGCAUUCUCCAACCUUAUUUCGAAAUCGAUAGUAGCGAUGUGAUGCUCCGCUUGAGCCGCUCAUUCGUACCUAUUCGACCACUGCUCGCCGGCGAGCAUCACCAGAUGAAUAUGGUAUUGCGCCUGCACAAAAUAUGGACCAGGAUUCGCCAGUUUUCUCAGGCGCGUUCGCCGGAAACCGCUGAAACUAAUGCGACUAUCGACAGUGAUAUCAGCGACGACGAGUGGACCUACUCGAGGAGAGCGGACUUGUAUGGGCCGUUCUGGAUCGCGACCACCUUGAUCCUGUUACUCUCGCUGAGCGGGACAGUUUCUCACCUGCUUCAUCGUGCCUCGGUGCAUGCUGUACAGACAGCAAAGGCGUCUACAGCUGUGAAACCGGUUUGGAAGACCUCUGAGAUUAUCCGCCUAACCGUUUCAGCAGCGAUUAUCUAUGGAUACGAGCUUCUGGCCGCCACUGUGCUUUGGGCGCUGCGGCUUGUUUAUCGUUCGCAGGGCCAAGUACCGCCCUGGACUACCAUGUUGUGCGUUGUAGGGUAUGCUCAGGGCCCGCUGGUACCGGCGUCAUUGCUUGCGCUGUUUCCCUAUCAGUUCUUUCAGUUUGUUGUUAUGGUUGUUGCUUUUGCCCUUAGCGUGGGUUUUUUGGCGCGCAACCUGCUAAUUGAGCCACUGGCCGGCGCCGAUACUAGUCUGGAUGCUGGUGAAGCCACGAUUACGGAACCUAUCUGGUUGUUGAAGCAGCGUGCACUCGUGCCGGCGCUUGUAGCUGGCUUGCUCCAGAUCGGCUUUGCGAUCUGGUGCGUACUCUUCAUCAUUCUGUAA